Messenger RNA from Acyrthosiphon pisum (pea aphid), 968 nucleotides. RefSeq names its product probable ribosome biogenesis protein RLP24-like. Gene Ontology annotation, biological process: ribosomal large subunit biogenesis. Gene Ontology annotation, cellular component: nucleolus. The record is from RefSeq and is marked provisional. Gene Ontology annotation, molecular function: structural constituent of ribosome. Lineage: Eukaryota; Metazoa; Arthropoda; Insecta; Hemiptera; Aphididae.
AUCUGCGAUUAGCAAUAGACAGUCACUACUCUUCUGUAGUUUUUUUUUGUCCACCUACCUAGCCAAUGCCUAAAACGAAACAAUGCGUAUUGACACUUGUUAUUUUUGUUCGUCCAAAAUAUAUCCAGGACAUGGAAUGCAUUUCGUAAGAAAUGAUUGUAAGGUAUUUAAAUUUUGUCGCUCAAAAUGUCACAGAGCAUUCCAAAAGAAGAAGAACCCUAGACGUGUACGGUGGACCAAAGCAUACCGCAAGGCUGUUGGUAAAGAAUUGGCUGUCGAUCCAUCAUUUGAGAUUGAAAAAAGACGUAACAUACCCAUGAAAUAUGACAGAGAGUUUUGGCAAAUGUCAAUGGAAGCAAUUAAGAAAGUCACUGAAAUUCAAAAAAAACGACAAUCUACCUAUGUAAUGCAGCGAUUACGUAAAGGACGUGAAGUUGAACAGCACAGAGAUAUCAGAGAAGUCCAAAGAGAUAUGUCACUGAUUAGAUCGCCUGCUGCAGGACUUAAGCAACGUUUGGCAACUGAAGAAAAACUACUAGAAGAAGAAGAAGAAAAUGAUGUGGAGAUGAUUGCUGCAGAAGACGAGAAUAAUAUUGAUCAUAGUAAAUUAUCUUACAUAAAAAUAUAAAAUAUUUGUAACUGUUCAAUGGUAUUGUAAUAUGGAUUUUUAUAUGAAUAUAUACAUGAGUAAUUAUUUACAUAAGUUAUCUGCCCAACCUUAUUUAUUACAUCACUGUGAAACCUAAAAGAUAAGGUACUAUACAAAUAUCUUACCGCCCAAUGGAUAUAAAAAAUAUAAUUUAACCUCAUUAGUAGGUACUGUAUUGUUAUUUAUUAGAGCUAAAAAUAUUAUUUCAAAGAAACUAAUAAAAAAUGUUCAAAAUGCGUUUCUCCACAUUUUUUUUGUUUUUGACGAUUGGUAAGUAAUAUUUGGUAUAAUUUAAAUAAAUAUAACAUGUAUAUUAAUC